This is a messenger RNA of Pomacea canaliculata, 1107 nucleotides long. RefSeq names its product 26S proteasome non-ATPase regulatory subunit 9-like. The transcript is spliced from 6 exons. NCBI's taxonomy places the organism in Eukaryota, Metazoa, Mollusca, Gastropoda, Architaenioglossa, Ampullariidae. The record is from RefSeq and is a predicted model, not a curated record. The coding region runs from base 40 to 657 and encodes 205 amino acids. Gene Ontology annotation, biological process: proteasome regulatory particle assembly. Gene Ontology annotation, cellular component: cytoplasm; nucleus. Gene Ontology annotation, molecular function: protein binding.
GGAGACAAGUAUAGCCUUCAAGGGGGAUAACUCUCGUAUAUGAUAACGUCCAAAAUGGCGUCAGAACAUAUGAAGGUUUUGAUACAGAAGAAAGAUGCUAUUGAAAGUGAAAUAAAAGAGAUGAGCGAUGUUCUUGAAUCUCAAAAGGGUGUGGGGAUGAAAGGACCUCUUGUGGAUGCUGAAGGUUAUCCAAGAGCAGACAUAGACAUCUUUAGUGUCCGCCAUGCACGUCACAGAAUUGCAUGCCUGCAAACUGAUCACACAAACGUGAUGAAGGAGAUAGAGGAGGAGCUGCAUCGCAUUCACCUCCAGGUCCGACAACAGAGAGGCCAUGAGGAGAUGCCAAUGGAGGUGUCCCCAGCUGUGUCGCCAAGCAACCAGGCCCAACCCUUUGCCAGAAUAGACAGAGUUGAUGCUACUUCUCCAGCAGCUGUCGGGGGUCUGGAAGUGGGAGAUGAAAUAGUACAGUUUGGCUCUGUGUCAGCUGAAAAUUUCAGGAAUCUACAGCAGAUUGGGGAAGUGGUACAGCAUAGUGUUGGUCGCCCAAUACGUAUUCAAGUACUAAGAAAUAAUCAACCACUUGCUGUCAGCAUAACACCAGGACCAUGGAGUGGGCGAGGCAAUCUGGGGUGCAACAUAAUUGCUAUCAAGAGAUGAGUUUGUAAACAGUGCAGGUGUUUUGUUCAUGAGAAUCAUACAGUUUUUCAAGGAUUGUUCCUGCUUGAAUGCUUCUGUAACAAAGCUGAGAGUCUGUAAAUCAAGCCUUCGUCAUAUUCUAGUUGCAUUUCCUUUUGGGUUAACUGCAACAAUUUUUAUGCCAGUGGUAUAGUCAAAUAUGCUGAUUAAUUUUUUUUAACCCUUUGCAGUUCAAAAUUUAGUAGGCGUGGUUUUUCAAUGAAAGAACAAAGUGUACUGUGUGCAGUCCUGACACCAGAUGUAUGUGGGUACUGAGGCCAUAGCUUAGUUCUCUUCAUGACUAGGAGGUGCAUAAGGACUGAUGCUAUUAGUCAAGUGAUAUUAUUAUAGAAGCUUAUUUUGUAGUUAUAGACCUUCGUUGUGGAAAUAUGAGAGAUACAUAAUAAAGAGAAAAUCUACCCUUUAACCCAG